This is a messenger RNA of Knipowitschia caucasica, 2010 nucleotides long. NCBI's taxonomy places the organism in Eukaryota, Metazoa, Chordata, Actinopteri, Gobiiformes, Gobiidae. The record is from the annotation of a GenBank genome assembly.
AUGGUCUCCCCCAUGGUCACCCCAAUGGUGUCCUCCUGGACCAGAGACCCUGCAGGCACGGCUCAGACCACGUCCAUCAGCACGUUGUACGUGGCUCUAACACUACACGCAGGAGAACCACAAAUGGAGGCGCGGACGGUGCUCCUGGUGGACUUCCUCCGCUACGUGGAGGACGCAGGUCUGCAGACGUACGAUGGCCUGGUCAUCCAGAACGCCUCCGACAUCUCCAGAGAGAGCGACCGGGUCAGGGUCCAAAACAAUGUCCAGAGAGGAGAAAGGAGGAGAGAGGAGCGAGGAGGAGAAAGGAGGAGGCAGGAGGCCACACACAGGCUGGGCUUCAUGACCAUGCCCUUUCCCCAGGAUCGGGCUCCUUCUCUGGGCUUCAGCGUUCGCUCUCAGUCACUUCACUCGGUCCAGGACGAACCAACCAAUCAGAACCACUGGGACCCCGACGAUCCGACCAAUCAGGGCCAGUGGGACAUAGACGACCCGACCAAUCAGGGCUUGAGGAAACGGCCGCCGCCCAAACCAAGACGCAACCCGGCGACCAAACUGAGCAGCUCCGACAUCGAGGGCUUUAAUGAAGGUUUUGUCGGGGAGAAGCUUCCCCCUCCCAAACCCCAGAGGAACCCCUGCACCCAGCUCAGCUCCUGCUUCGACCAGUCACAGAGCAGUAACCAUAACGACGGGAGGCCUCUGGACCAAUCAGGCGAAGAGGAGCCGGUCUACAUCGAGAUGGGCCCUAAACCCGAGCCGGACGAGGGCGUCUACGAGGAGAUGAUCUUCGCCUCCGAGUCCAGUCCCAGGCCGAAGACAGUCCCCACGCCGUUCCCCAACCUUCUGAGUCACAGGGCGCCUCUGCUGAGUCUCCCCCAGAAUGCUCCGGCCCAGACCCCGACUGUGAGUCUCCCCCAGGCCCUCCCCCCGACCCAGAGCCAGACAUCCCCCCAGACCUCCGACGAGUCCCCCCUCACCCCCCUGGAAACCGCUCUGGGACAGUUCUUCCACCAGGAGCUGAAGAAGAAUCCCAGAGCUGAGGCCCGGGUCCGCAGGACGUCAGACCCGCUCCAGGACCCGGAGCGAGGCCUAUUUAAACCAGAGUGGAGCCACAGCGUAGACCGGAUUCGACCCGAGACCCGGCGGGACCCCAGGAGCCAGAGCGUGGACCAGAUCCACCCUGAGACCCGGCGCGACCCCAGGAGUCGGCGCCUGGACUCAGAGCCGGACCUGAGACCUGAGCAGAGACAGUACUACAGUCUGCGGCGAGACCCGACAGGCCGUGAGCACAAGCGCGACCUGCGGGACCCACGGAAGGGCAUCCGGGUCGAACAGCGGCGAGAGCGCAGUCUGGAGAGUCUGCCUCAGGACUCACACAAGGACUCAGACUUCACUGUGACCAGUUCUGGUCGAGCGUCUGCACCGCCUCUGACCUGCCGCUCAGGCCCCUCCCCCAUCCCCCACAGCUACAGACGUAGCCAAUCAGCAUGCCCCUCACCGGUGAAGCGCCCGCCUCCCUAUGAUGUCAUCAUGAUGUCAUCAGCAGUGUCCCAUGGAGGUCACAUGACCCAAAGAGCCAGAGGAUCAGAGUCGGGGUUCACAGUGAGAUCAACUCAGAACCAGGUCCAGAACCAGGUCCAGAACCAAACAGAGUCUUUCCACACUCAGGUACCAACUCUAACUGCAUCAAAAACCUUGAGCCUAAACCCUGACCCAGAGCCUGGUUCUGACCCGGAUCUGGGAGAGAGAGGCUCCAUGAGUCUGGCUCCCUGGUACUAUGGCGGCCUCCCAGUGUGUGUGGGGGCCCCUGGAGGCGGUCUCCCGGUCUGGGCCCCUGGUGUCUGCGUGGGGGCCCCUGGUGUCUGUGUAGGAUCCCGAGCUGCAGAGAUGUUGAUGCGGGACACGAUGGAGAGAAAAAGACUUCUGUGCUGUGAGAUCCGGAGAGUGAGGAGACCACCUCCAUACAGCACCACAGCGCCACCUAGAGCCCGCACCUGGGACUCUGAGAUAUGA